Molecule: messenger RNA, 1665 nt
Organism: Diachasma alloeum
Lineage: Eukaryota; Metazoa; Arthropoda; Insecta; Hymenoptera; Braconidae
Product: profilin
Exons: 3
Coding region: 323-703 (126 amino acids)
Cellular component (GO): cell cortex
Molecular function (GO): actin monomer binding
Source: RefSeq, a predicted model, not a curated record
UCAGUAGUCUCUCGAGACGUGAGUCGAGUCAGUCGACGGGUCCUCCCCAAGUAUCCAAGUGUCUCCCGUGGAUUUAUACCCCUUAAAAACCGAAAUAAACGCCGACAGAUCCCCAACCCCAAGCGAUCAACAGAAAAACUGUUGAGUAAAUUGGAUUAACAGUAAUUAAUCUUGUUUACUUAACGCCACAGGCCACAGUUGAGUGGACAAACAAUUAAUACUGAGUCAAAUUAAUUGAUUAAUUUGAUUUGCACGGAGUUUCGGAGGAGUUGAGGGGAUUAUUUUGUGGUGUUUUUUUAAAUUUUUUUAAAAACAAACAACAAUGAGCUGGCAGGAUUACGUUGACAAGCAGCUGCUCGCAUCGAGAUGCGUUACGAAGGCGGCUAUUGCCGGCCACGAUGGAAAUCUCUGGGCUAAAUCCGAGGGCUUUGACGUGAGCAAAGAGGAAUUAGCAAAGCUCGUCCAGGGUUUUGAAUCCCAGGAUAUUCUGACGUCGUCAGGUGUGACAUUAGCUGGCAACAGGUAUAUCUAUCUGUCGGGUACAGACCGUGUGAUAAGAGCCAAAUUGGGAAAAGUCGGGGUACACUGCAUGAAGACGACGCAGGCUGUUGUAGUAUCACUAUACGAGGAUCCAAUUCAACCACAGCAGGCCGCAUCGGUCGUUGAGAAGUUGGGUGACUACCUCCUCUCUUGCGGCUAUUAGUAACCUCUGGGACCCAAUUUACAAAUACCUAAUAAUAAUUAAUAAUACAGUCGAUUAUUUUAAACAAGAUAAUGAAAAAACAGCGAAUCAACAAAGCAUAACAAAUCCAAAAAAAAAAAAUCAUCAGAACAAAAACAGUACAUGAAGAGAAAAACUGGAAAAUUCAUCAGAAAAUUCUUCAUGUCAAGAUAAAUAAUAAACAAUAAGCGGAAAUGCCGCAACCCGUCGCCGCUAAACUCCUCGUGUCGAGUGUCGACGAGAGUCGUAAGAGUGAAUUUUUUUCACAUUCUGAUAGAGUGAGUGUGUGAGAGAUAUUAUAUUGAGAGAAUAUCAUCGUCAUCUGUAUUUCUACGUCACACCAUCAGAAUUAGUCACCUUCUGUCCCCUUUCUCUCUUCGAAUUCCUGAAAAUGUUUUUUUGGCAUCAACAUCUCAAUCCCCACGGCCAUUGCGAACAUUUGGCAGCUGGGGGAGGCGAGAAUCGACUGAAAGAGGCCAAACCAUAUUUUUGAAAUAUUAAAAAUCAUGAGUUUGAAAAUAAAAUGGGAAUGAGAGUUGGGUAAUUCAGGGACGAAGUGGUGGAAUUGAGAAACUGUUUUGAUUUGUGCGGAUUUAUCACUGCAAUGAGUGAGUUUAGGGGGAUUUGCCAUAAGGAAUUUUUUGUAGAGGAUUCAAUUUUCUACAAAAAGUGUCGUGACAUUUUUUUUGUGAAUUCAACCGUUAUUGAGAUAAUUAUGGUAAUUUAAUAAUUAGAGAGUGAUGAAAUUGUGAAGUGAAAUCGGGAUUUUUUUGGUAAUUGUUUAAUUAUCUCGUUAAUGAGUGGGUUUAUUGGAAAAUGUGAUUAAAUGUCUUUUGUAGAGGGUUAAAUUUCCUGCAAAAAUGUCUAGUGACUUUAUUUUGUGAAUUUCCUCGUUAUUGAGAUAAUUCAAAAAUUCGCGAGUGAUAGAAUCAUUCAAGUGAAAC